This is a messenger RNA of Leptinotarsa decemlineata (Colorado potato beetle), 2352 nucleotides long. RefSeq lists its product as uncharacterized. NCBI's taxonomy places the organism in Eukaryota, Metazoa, Arthropoda, Insecta, Coleoptera, Chrysomelidae. The record is from RefSeq and is a predicted model, not a curated record.
AUGAAAACUGAAAUCUCAACGGAAAAUGGAAAUGAUGACUACACAUCCAAAUUGACAACAAAUACUUCAACAACAGGAGUGGAUUUCAUGAAUGGAAAUGUAACGAAUAUUAUGGAUAUAACAACGUCAGGAGUAGAGGAAUCGACUACAUCCUCCAGCGAGAAGGAAGUGAGUUCAACAAGAAGUACAAGGAAUAAUUCGACCAGAAAUGAGUAUCUUCAAAAUGUUUCAACAGAACAACCAUCUCCUGGUGGUGAUUCUGAAUCGAGUAUCAAUAUCAACAUCACAGAAAUCAAUAGGUCGAGUAUAAAAACCGAAAUCACAACAGAAAAUGGGGAUGAGCACAACACAUCCGACUCAACAACAAAUACUCCAACAACAGAAGUGAAUUUCAUGAAUGAAAAUGUAACGAAUAUCAUGGAUAUAACAACGUCAGGAGUAAAGGAAUCGACUACAUCCUCCAGCGAGGAGGAAGUGAGUUCAGCAAGAAAUACAACGGAUAAUUCGACCAGAAAUGAGAAUAUUCAAAAUGUUUCAACAGAACAACCAUCUCCAAGUGGUGAUUCUGAAGAAAACAUUCAUACCAACAUCACAGAAAUCAAUGGGUCCAGUAUGAAAACUGAAAUCACAACGGAAAAUGGAAAUGAUGACUACACAUCCAAAUUGACAACGAAUACUCCAACAACAGGAGUGAAUUUCAUGAAUGGAAAUGUAACGAAUUUUAUGGAUAUAACAACGUCAGGAGUAGAGGAAUCGACUACAUCCUCCAGCGAGAAGGAAGUGAGUUCAACAAGAAGUACAACGGAUAAUUCGAUCAAAAAUGAGUAUCUUCAAAAUUUUUCGACAGAACAACCAUCUUCUGGUGGUGAUUCUGAAUUGAGCAUUCAUAUCAACAUCACAGAAAUCAAUGGUUCGAGUAUAGAAACUGAUAUCACAACGGAAAAUGGAAAUAAUGACAACACAUCCUACUCAACAACGAAUACUCCAACAACACAGGUGGAUUUUAUUAAUGAAAAUGUAACGAAUAUCAUCGAUAUAACAACGUCAGGAGAAGAGGAAUUGACUACAUCCUCCAGCGAGGAAAAAGUGGGUUCAACAGAAAGUACAAUGGAUAAUUUGACCAGAAAUGAGAAUCUUCAAAAUGUUUCAACAGAACAACCAUCUCCAGGUGGUAAUUCUGAAGUGAGCAUUCAUAUCAACAUCACAGAAAUCAAUGGGUCGAGUAUGAAAACUGAUAUCACAACGGAAAAUGGGAAUAAUGACAGCACAUCCUACUCAACAACGAAUACUCCAACAACAGAAGUGGAUUUUAUUAAUGAAAAUGUAACGAACAUCAUCGAUAUAACAACGUCAGGAGAAGAGGAAUUGACUACAUACUCCAGCGAGGAAAAAGUGGGUUCAACAGAAAGUACAAUGGAUAAUUCGACCAGAAAUGAGAAUAUUCAAAAUGUUACAACAGAACAACCAUCUCCAGGUGGUAAUUCUGAAGUGAGCAUUCAUAUCAACAUCACAGAAAUCAAUGGGUCGAGUAUGAAAACUGAUAUCACAACGGAAAAUGGAAAUAAUGACAACACAUCCUACUCAACAACGAAUAUUCCAACAACAGAAGUGGAUUUUAUUAAUGAAAAUGUAACGAAUAUCAUCGAUAUAACAACGUCAGGAGAAGAGGAAUUGACUACAUCCUCCAGCGAGGAAAAAGUGGGUUCAACAGGAAGUACAAUGGAUAAUUCGACCAAAAAUGAGAAUCUUCAAAAUGUUUCAACAGAACAACCAUCUCCAGGUGGUGAUUCUGAAGUGAGCACUCAUAUCAACAUUACAGAAAUCAAUGGGUCGAGUAUGAAAACUGAUAUCACAACGGAAAAUGGAAAUAAUGACAACACAUCCUACUCAACAACGAAUACUCCAACAACAGAAGUAGAUUUUAUUGAUGAAAAUGUAACGAACAUCAUCGAUAUAACAACGUCAGGAGUAGAGAAAUCGAAUACAUCCUCCAGCGAGGAGAAAGUGAUUUCAACAGAAAGUACAAUGGAUAAUUCGACCAGAAAUGAGAAUAUUCAAAAUGUUUCAACAGAACAACCAUCUCCAGGUGGUGAUUCUGAAGUGGGCAUUCAUAUCAACAUCACAGAAAUCAAUGGGUCGAGUAUGAAAACUGAUAUCACAACGGAAAAUGGAAAUAAUGGCAACACAUCCGGCUCAACAACGAAUACUCCAACAACAGAAGUGGAUUUUAAUAAUGAAAAUGUAACGAAUAUCAUCGAUAUAACAACGCCAGGAGAAGAGGAAUUGACUACAUCCUCCAGCGAGGAAAAAGUGGGUUCAACAGAAAGUACAAUGGAUAAUUCGACUAAAUGA